GGCGCGGCCCCACGCAUGCUCGCUGCGGGCUCAGACAUGGCGGCGCCCAGCACCGCGCUCCGGCACCGGCAGAAGCGGGCGGUGGGAAGCGCUGCCCCCGAGGCCCCGGAGCGGGCUGCGGCGGAGCCGGUGGGCAGCGAGGCCAAGCCGCCGCAGGGCACCUUCUGGCUGACCCGCAUCGUGCUGCUGCGAUCCAUAGCGCUGCUGUACUUUGUGGCCUUCCUGGUGGCUUAUCACCAAAACAAGCAGCUGAUAGGAGAGAAGGGGCUGCUCCCCUGCAAGCUCUACCUGCAGAGUGUCAAGAAGUAUUUCAAAGGAAAGAUAAACCUGGAUGCUCUGAGCUAUGCACCAACAAUCAUCUGGUUUCUGGACUGGUCAGACAUGGACAGCAUCUUGGACUACCUCUCCCUGCUUGGCCUGGCAGCUUCAGCCUUUGUCUUGCUGUCUGGGUGUGCGAACAUGGUGCUGAUGGCCGUCCUGUGGCUGCUCUACCUCUCGCUGGUCAACGUUGGACAGAUCUGGAUGGGAAUCCCAGCUGCUGGAAACAGGGUUCCUGGGGAUAUUCCUCUGCCCUCUCUGGAGCCUCUCCCGCCUGCCCCAGCACUCUCCUCCCUCCCGCAUCGUCCUCUGGGGCUUUCGGUGGCUGAUCUUCAGGAUCAUGCUGGGAGCAGGGCUGAUUAAAAUCCGAGGGGACCCUUGCUGGAGAGAGUUAACUUGCAUGGAUUAUCACUACGAGGUGAGUGAUCUGCACUUCCAAACUCAUUUCUCUUGUCUGCUUUACCUUGCUAGAAGAGUUUUGCCUCCUGCCAGGCAGCUCUCCCUGCUUUCUUCCUUUAGCAUGGCCCCUCUGUCCCUGGCAGCACAGCCAGUGUCCAAGGGCCAGCUUGGUGAUGCUGU
Molecule: messenger RNA, 897 nt
Organism: Dryobates pubescens (Downy woodpecker)
Lineage: Eukaryota; Metazoa; Chordata; Aves; Piciformes; Picidae
Product: lipase maturation factor 1-like
Exons: 4
Coding region: 16-681 (221 amino acids)
Biological process (GO): protein maturation
Cellular component (GO): endoplasmic reticulum membrane
Source: RefSeq, a predicted model, not a curated record